AUGCCGGGGAUUGAACACGGGACCUCACACGUGCGAAGCAUGCGCUCGGCCACUGAGCUGGAUCCUCACCUGCCGGCAUCUGGGAUGAAUAGGCAAGCACAGCUUUGCUGCAAGAUGCCUGUCUGCCCCCUGAAAUCCAUUCUCCAGAUGGUCUCAAUUCUGUUGACGAAGGCCUCUUCAGCUGAUGUUGACUGCACUAAACACAAUCCCUUACCCAAACCCAUUCUGUCUCUGGAUCCACCAACGAGCGUUAUUCUACUGGGAGAAAAUAUUUCACUCGUCUGUCAUUUCCCUCUCACCCGCUGCAAUGUGGAUUUUUACAGAAAUCACAAAGAGCAAUUAACCUAUUUAAAUGAAGUAGAUUGCAUCGCCAAAGUGAUGCUUGAGGCAGAUAUAAAGUGGAAAGGUAAUAACGCCUACACCUGUGAAUAUCAAAAAUACUUCGAGAACAACAAGACCUGGGCAUGUUCCCCACACAGUGAUCCGGUGAUGCUAAUUGUAACAGAUAAACUUCCAAAGCCCACAUUCUCUAUAGAGCCGUUCUCUGGUGUGGUCACAGUGGGGGAACGAGUUCAGUUUAACUGCACCACCAGCUACCCAAGCCCCAUCGCCCACUUGUACAAGAAACAUGGCAGAACGCGUCUAGACACCCGGAAUGUCUCAGACUCACAACGGUCAGUCAUCUUGACCAUGAAAGAUCUCGAACCAGAGGAUAGUGGGGAAUACAGCUGCAGUUUUGAGAAAACGUUAAAAGGGCAAGUGUAUAAUUCAGAACGUAGUAACUUCGUGGAGGUCAAUGUUACCGAAAAACUUCCAAAGCCCACAGUCUCUAUAGAGCCUUUUUCUGGUGUGGUCACAGUGGGGGAACGAGUUCAGUUUAACUGCACCACCAGCUUCCCAAGCCCCAUCUUCCACUUGUACAAGAAACAUGGCAAAAAGCCUCUCGACACCCGGAAUGUCUCAGACUCACAACGGUCAGUCAUCUUGACCAUGAACGGUCUUGAACCAGAGGAUAGUGGGGAAUACAGCUGUGGUUUUGAGAAAAUGGUAAAAGGGAAAGUGUAUGAGUCAGAAAGUAGUAACUUCGUGGAGCUCAAUGUUAAUGAAAAACUUCCAAAGCCCACAGUCUCUAUAGAGCCUUUUUCUGGUGUGGUCACAGUGGGGGAACGAGUUCAGUUUAACUGCACCACCAGCUUCCCAAGCCCCAUCUUCCACUUGUACAAGAAACAUGGCAAAAAGCCUCUCGACACCCGGAAUGUCUCAGACUCACAACGGUCAGUCAUCUUGACCAUGAACGGUCUUGAACCAGAGGAUAGUGGGGAAUACAGCUGUGGUUUUGAGAAAAUGGUAAAAGGGAAAGUGUAUGAGUCAGAAAGUAGUAACUUCGUGGAGCUCAAUGUUAAUGAUAAACUUCCAAAGCCCACAGUCUCUAUACAGCCUGUGUCUGGUGUGGUCACAGUGGGGGAACGAGUUCAGUUUAACUGCACCACCAGCUACCCAAGCCCCAUCGCCCACUUGUACAAGAAACAUGGCAGAAUGCGUCUAGACACCCGGAAUGUCUCAGACUCACAACGGUCAGUCAUCUUGACCAUGAAAGAUCUUGAACCAGUGGAUAGUGGGGAAUACAGCUGCAGUUUUAUGAAAACGGUAAAAGGGAAAGUUUAUGAGUCCGAACGUAGUAACUUCAUGGAGGUCAGUGUUACCGCGACACUCCCCAGGGCCAACAUUUCUGUCAAUCCAUCCUCUGGUGUGGUCAGCAGAAAGUCGACCAUUCGUAUUACCUGCACGGGAUCCAUUCUGAACCCUGGCGGCUGCUUUCACUUAUACAGAGACGGUGAAGAGAAUGGGACACUGGACGUGUCUGGCCCACAGCAGUCCAUCACUUUCACCAUCAAUGACACCAACAUAGACGGGACGUGGGAUUACACCUGUAGUUAUUCCAGAACAGUGAAGAAGACACUUUAUCAGUCACCCGAAAGUGAUGCAGUGCAGGUCACUGUGAAAAGCGCAGGCAACACAGUGCUGAUCGUGAGUGUUUGUGUGGCCCUGAUGCUAAUCCUCAUACUCGGAGCACUUGCUGGAUACUUGUACAGGAAAAACAAUGCUUCAGUUCCUUCAUCGAACAAUAAUAAUGAAGACAAUGCGGUGGAGCCUGAUGUUCUCUACGCGUCCCUGAACCCUGCCGCUCUCAAUCGGAGAGUCGUCAAUCCCCACGCCCAGCCUCAGAGCUGGCCAGACAAUGAGGAGACCUGUGUCUACGCCGAGAUGAAGGUCCGAUAGGAUACAGGGGGACGGAGAGCAAGCGACCGAGGAGUGCCAGCCACACAAUGGCAAAAGAACGGCUUCAGUUCCACUCGAAACACGCACACGGCUCACUCAGGGUAUCUCGGAACCAAGGCACAACCUCAAAGUCAAAUAACAUCCACUGUCUAAAUCAUGGUUCCUGGCUUUUUAACGUUUAAUGUGCACAUUUAGUUAAUAAGGAAAUUAAAUCUCCCAGCCCACUGAUGCCCAGUAUGUAGGUUUUCUGGUUCCAGAGAAUGAUGGAUGCGCAGAAGGAGGCAGUUCAACCCUUCAAGCCUCUGCUAGCCCUUUGAAUGAGGGAGCCAAUCAGUCCCACUCCCCAUAGCUCUGCAAAUACUUCCCCUCCCUCACCACCCACUCCCCCAUCCCUCCCGCCAUCCCCCUUGGAAUUCUACCCCUUCUUGAUCAGUCAGUUCCUGGUCCCCAUGCUUCUGAAAAGAGGCACCUCCAGAGGGUGAGGAGGGAGAGUAACCAGGAUGGCUCCAAGGGAUGCGAGACCUUUAGCGACGGGGGUGAGAGGUGGGAGCGCCGGGAUGGUCCUCCUUGGAGCGAAGGAGAAUGAAGGGGAAAGAUCUGACGGAGAUGUGCGGGAUGAUGACAGUUUUGGACGAAGGAGACAAGGGAAAGCUCUUCCCGUUAGCUAAUGGGACAUGGACCAGAGGAGACAGGUUUAAGCUUUUAGACAAGUGACGUGGGGUGGUGGGGGACCUGAGAAAGAACUCGCUUACACCGCAGGUGGAUAUGAGCUGGAACUUGCUGCCCACGACGUUGGUGAAAGCACAAACAAUCAUUGCAAAAGAAAAUUGGAUAGAUAUUGCACGGGCAUAACCCUACAAGGCAAUUGGGAUAGAGUUAUCCUUUGGUACAUAAUCUUUCAUGGGAUGUGGGUGUCACUGGCCAGACCAACAUUAAUCGCCCAUCCCU
Messenger RNA from Carcharodon carcharias (great white shark), 3228 nucleotides. Its product is annotated as alpha-1B-glycoprotein-like. The transcript is spliced from 12 exons. The record is from RefSeq and is a predicted model, not a curated record. NCBI's taxonomy places the organism in Eukaryota, Metazoa, Chordata, Chondrichthyes, Lamniformes, Lamnidae. The coding region runs from base 1 to 2280 and encodes 759 amino acids.